Vombatus ursinus (common wombat) is the source of this 2872-nucleotide messenger RNA. RefSeq names its product family with sequence similarity 222 member B (gene FAM222B). The record is from RefSeq and is a predicted model, not a curated record. Lineage: Eukaryota; Metazoa; Chordata; Mammalia; Diprotodontia; Vombatidae. The transcript is spliced from 3 exons. The coding region runs from base 112 to 1770 and encodes 552 amino acids.
GGCGGGGCCGGGGCGGGGAGCAUUGGCGGCGGGGACAGAGCAGCCAUGAGGGCCGGGCCCAGUCACCGACAUGUGAGUGACUGCCCCAUGUUAUGUUGAUGCUGGUCUGCCAUGCUAGCCUGUCUGCCUGGGCCAAGUGACCUGUCCUUUCAGCUUCUCUCUCACACGCAGAUGAACACUGGACUUCAGAAAUGGGACACUACACAGAAAAUGAGAACUGCUCACUACCCCACCCCAGCCGAAUUGGAUGCGUAUGCUAAGAAGGUCGCCAACAACCCACUGACUAUAAAAAUCUUCCCCAACAGCGUAAAGGUUCCCCAGCGGAAACACAUCCGUCGUACUGUGAACGGACUUGACACGUCGACCCAGCGCUACAGCCCGUACCCGGCCCAGGCCACCGCCAAGGCCGGUCUGCUAGCCAUCGUCAAAGUGCCGGCCAAAAGCAUCGUCAAAGACUUUGACGGCUCCCGUGCCCGGCCGCUCCCGGAGGCCGUCAUGAACCCCCCGUCGGCCCCGUAUGCCGCACCUAGCACUUUAACCCAUCCCCAGGCCCUGGCCCGCCAGCAGGCCCUACAGCAUGCACAGACGCUGGCUCACGCCCCGCCCCAGACGCUGCCACACCCUCAGGGUAUCCCACAGUCCCAGGCACUGUCCCAUUCCCAGAGCCUCCAGCAGGGCCUGGGCCACCCUCAGCCUCUGGCCCACCCCCCGACCAUGGCUCACCAGGGCCUGCAACACCCCCCCAACCCCUUGCUGCAGCCAGGUUUGCAUGGAGGCCGGAAGAUGCCUGACGCAGACGCCCCACCGAAUGUGACCGUGUCUACCUCAACCAUUCCCCUAUCCAUGGCAGCCACUCUGCAGCAGACCCAGCCCCCGGACCUGAGCAGCAUCGUGCAUCAGAUCAACCAGUUUUGCCAGACGAGGGCAGGCAUCAGCACUACCUCAGUGUGCGAGGGGCAGAUCGCCAACCCCAGCCCCAUCAGCCGUAGCCUGCUUAUCAAUGCGAGCACUCGAGUGUCGACCCACAGUGUCCCUCCUCCGAUGCCUUCCUGUGUGGUCAACCCCGUGGAGCACACUGUCGCCACAGCGAUGCCCACCACUGGUGCUGUCAACCUGCCCAUGGUGGGGAUCAACCGAGCAGCGGUCGGCUACCCCAGCGACCUCAAGCCAGUGGCCUGGAACCAGCACCAGCUGGCCCACUUGCAGCAAAUGUGCAGUGAGGCUGGCGGCAGCUCUGCCAGUGGCCUGGCAAACAAGCUUCCUUCGGGGCGAGAAAUGGCAGGGCCAGGUUUUACGGGCAAGGCGCCCACUUAUCCACAGGAACUUUGCAUGGGCCAGCCCUUCCACCUGAAACCACCCUUGGAGAAACCAACCCCGUCCCCACCUGUCAAUGGCCCAGCGGCCCCGCUGGCCUACCCCAAUGGGCAUUAUUUUCAACCCCUGUGGAACAACAUUCUGCCCACACCCAACAGCGACAGCUCUGGUUCACAGGACCUCGCCAUGCCCUUCCAUGGUGGGCAGCCUACAGGCGCGCCCCUCGACUGUGCCGCGGCUGGGGCCCACUAUCGUGCCGGUACCGCGGCCAGCACGGUGCCUGGCCAGAACAACUUGAUGCAAACAGUGGAUUACCUGAGUGGGGACUUCCAGCAGGCCUGCUUCCGUGAGCAGAGCCUGGCUAUGCUGAGCAAGGCCCACCGGCCCCCCGGCAGCCGGGCCCCUGAACCUACAGAUAGUCGCAAUCUUCAUAUUCAGCACCCUGGCUAUAGAUAGGUGCCAUUGCUGAGACACAAAAUACACACAAAACACACACACACACACACACACACAGAGACACAUAGGUUUAGUCUUAAUUUUGAAUGAAUUGUUUUUAACUUUCAUAACUCCUUUGUGAUCUUUCUAAUUCACUACCCUAGGGAGGGCUGCUGUUGGCUCACAGGGUGGUCACCUUUGUCCUUCAUCUUCCUGCCCAAUGCCCAGUGUCAACUUCUUAGUUUUAGAACAUCUCAGAACAGGAUUUUUCCUUGGUCUCGCUGCCCACCUGCCAUCGGUUUCUUCCCUUAGCAUGUCCUCUCUUCCUCCAGUUCGCCCAGUAAGCUCGGCUCUCUUUGUUUUAGCCUCUUUCCACCACCUAUCCUAUCUCUUCUCUUUCCAUUCUUCGCCUCCCUCCCCACCAACACUCUCCCUGUCUUAAGAUAGUGGUGCCCACUGAGGGAACUGCCACAGGGCUACAGUGGCCCCCUAGACCCACAAUUUCUGAGCUUGGCCUCUUCUCUGCCUCCCUUCCACCUUUGAAAUGGACUAGAUUUCUCAGACCCUCCGAAAACUGUAACAUCCCCACCCAACUCAUGAUUCUGGUUUAACUUCAAGGUCUCUCCUGGGCCUGUGGUGGGCUCAUCACCACUCACAGGAAGUGUCCACACACUGCCCAGUAAGGACCUUCCAAAAUCUGGUCUUACUGAUGUUUUUGUGCCUGGUGCCCUGUUCUGUUCCUCCUCAAGAGCAGUGGAUGCAGAACCCUCCUGGAAGAAGGAUCCGGUUUGUCCCUGCCCGGCCUGCUAAUAUGAUUUCUCACACACCCUUUCUCACUGGGAUCAAGGAAGAUCACACCAGAGUUUGGAGUUAAAAACAACCUCCCCCACCCCAAUUUAAAAAAAGUAAAAUACGUUGGGUUCUUUCUCUGUCCACUGGCUAAGACUACUGCUCUACACUGUAAGUUUUAAUGUAACAUUUUGUAUGAAUGUAGUGUGGGUUUGAGUAGCGUUGUGUGUGAGUGGCCCCGAGGGCACGUCCACCCACUAACCACCUUGUGUCACAGCCCCUCCGCUUAAAGAAGGAAAAGAAAAAAAAAAAACACAAAGCCUUAAGCUCUGAA